This is a messenger RNA of Ostertagia ostertagi, 1830 nucleotides long. Lineage: Eukaryota; Metazoa; Nematoda; Chromadorea; Rhabditida; Trichostrongylidae. The record is from the annotation of a GenBank genome assembly.
AUGCUCGGGGAGAAUUUCCUUGUGGCCGAGCGAUGGUGGCGAAUUGGCUCUCAUCGAGAGUGUCCAUCCUGCCACAAGCGAUUCUCGCAUUCUGGCUCCUACUCAUCCCAUAUGAGCAGCAAAAAAUGUAUACAACAGAGCGCACCGUCCAUGGUACCGCAGUUCAAUCAUUACCAGUUGAUGAUUUAUCGAAAUUUGCUGAUGCAACUUCAAACACAACAACAAUUCGCCCUUCCCACCGCCACCAUGGACACGAAUCCCUACCUCAGUCUCAUUCAACAGACAAUGUUACAAGGGCUGACGGACAUUUCGUCCACUUCGCCGACGCCCACGUCCCCAUCGUCUUUGCUCUCGUCGUACCUUAAUUCCACUAUGUCGUCCGAAAGCAGUCCACCUCCUCCUGAAUCCUCUCCGGACGACAAAAAGGAGAAGGACAUCAAGCACGACACCUCGAGCGAUGCUGGCGAUGGUGAGCUUGAGGUGGUGGUUGGAAAUGAGAUGAUCAACGAUGCGAAGACAUCACCGCAAGAUUGGCGUCCACUUCGCUCGAGAUCGUUCCUCACCGAUGCCCAGGUGGCAGUCCUGAACACGCACUUCAAGCGAAAUCCGUUCCCUUCCAAGUACGAGUUGUCAGCGGUGGCUGAGCAGAUCGGAGUGAACAAACGCGUUGUCCAGGUGUGGUUUCAAAACACUCGAGCCAAAGAACGACGCGGCAAUCGCCUCCCCCCUCUUGGUCGGAUGCCAUGGCCAUUGACAACGGCCACAACCUCACUUCCACAUCAGAAUGCCGCCCAGAUCAUGUCCGCUUGGGCUCAACAGUACUCUUCCUUUGCGUCUCAGAGUCAAACGGAUGCCGACGAUACGAUGAGCCUGGCGUCGACCGAUUCGAAAAGGAACAACUUCCGGAUAAACAAGUUGGUGGAGGAAGAAGGCCUGUUUGCGUGUGAUCAAUGUGACAAGAUGUUCGGCAAGCAGAGCUCCUUGGCAAGGCACAAAUACGAGCAUUCAGGUACUGUGUGGUUCCAAAACACUCGAGCCAAAGAACGACGCGGCAAUCGCCUCCCCCCUCUUGGUCGGAUGCCAUGGCCAUUGACAACGGCCACAACCUCACUUCCACAUCAGAAUGCCGCCCAGAUCAUGUCCGCUUGGGCUCAACAGUACUCUUCCUUUGCGUCUCAGGCGGAUCAGCAAUCAGCCGAUGAGUCAGCGAAUCAGAAGGAGGAGGAAAGUGUCGUUGACGAUGACAAAUCGAACACCCCACUUGACCUUACGGUGAAAGACGAGGUCGACCAUGACUGGAGCCCUGAAAAGCUCAUCGGUCUUGUUGAUCGUAGCGCUGCCAACCUUCAACAAUUGCUCAAACAGACCACAUCAAGCGAUACGAGCCCGGCUUCAGAAGCACCGGAAUCCGAAGUGACUUCAUCGAUCUGGCCAACGGCCAAUAUGUUCCUCAAUCAAUACAACAUCCUGAAUGUCAGCAACUUGGCUGGGCUCCAGAAUGUCUUUGAGAGUCAAACGGAUGCCGACGAUACGAUGAGCCUGGCGUCGACCGAUUCGAAAAGGAACAACUUCCGGAUAAACAAGUGCGACAAGUGCCUGAAACGAUUCAGUCAUUCCGGCAGCUACAGCCAACACAUGAAUCAUCGUUACUCGUACUGUAAGCCUUACAGAGAGGGUAUGGUAGCAGCGGCGGUGGUGGCGGUAGCCGGUAACGGUAGUGCUGGUUCGGAAAACCCGUCACUAGCCGGUACUCCAAAUCCGACACCUCUCGAAGUACCGCUCAUGGGAACACAGCUCAGUCCUCUGCUCACUCCAGCGUCUCUUGUUUGA